CUUCACACACCCCUCCCCAAGGAAACCAGAAAAGAAAAACAAGCGGAAAAAUGAUGUCCAGGCUUAAUGGUGUAGUCUGGAUGGAAGAAGAGGGAGAGGAAGAAGACGCGGUAUCUUGGAAUAGGAACAACGGUGUUGGUGGUGGUGGAGGAACUGGGGAAAACAAGGACGACUUGGGUUCUCUCUCUACGUUCAAAUCGAUGCUUGAAGACGACUGGUACGUGCACAGUGGAGGGAACCCGUCUCACUCUCACCACGACUUCCAAAGCAUCCAAAAUCACCAUGAUUUUAAAGAUAUCGCCUUCUCUUCAAACUCCGCUGCAGCUGAUAAUCUGCUGUUGCAGUCAGUAGACUCCUCAUCUUCGUGCUCUCCGUCCUCCGUGUUUAGUCUUGACCCAUCUCAAUUACAGUCCUUCUUGCCUCAGAAAUCUUGCUUGUCUUCGCUUCUCAAUGUCGUCUGCAGUAACCCCUUCGAGAGCGGUUUCGAUUUGGGUUGUGAUGCCGGGUUUCUCCCGCCUUUGCAAGGGAACCAGAACAUGAACUCCCCUGCUUUAAUGAAUAAUGGAGGUGGGGUUUUGACUGAGUUCACCGGUUUGAGCUCCGAGGCUCAGAUGGGCAUUCCCGAUCUGAGCUCCAGUUCACAAUUCCCGUCCACUCGUUUUCUCCCGAUGGCCGACAACACCAGCACUGUUGGCGACGGUUUUGGAGGUUUCGAGGGUUCUGGUAAUCAGCUGUUCCUAAACAGGUCUAAGGUGUUGAGACCUCUCGAAAUUUUCCCUCCUGUUGGCGCGCAGCCCACUCUAUUUCAGAAGAGAGCUGCUCUGCGCCAGAAUUCUGCCACCGCUGCUGACAAAGCUGGGAAUAUGGGUUUUCUGGGUUCGAAAGGAAAUAAGGGGAAGAGGGAGUUGGACGAAGACCAGGAGAAAGGGAGGAAGAAGAACAACGAAGAGGACGAAAUGGAGGAGGCAAGCAUCGACGGGUCUGGUUUGAAUUAUGAUUCUGAGGAGGCUACGGAGAACAACAACAAGGAGCAGGAGAACGCAAAGAAUGGUGGAAACAAUUCGAAUGCAAACAGCACUGUCACUGGAACUGAUCAAAAGGGGAAGAAGAAGGGUCCCCCAGCAAAAAAUUUGAUGGCCGAGAGGCGACGCAGGAAGAAACUCAAUGAUAGGCUUUACAUGCUGAGGUCGGUUGUUCCAAAGAUUAGCAAGAUGGAUAGAGCUUCAAUCCUCGGUGAUGCAAUUGAAUACUUGAAGGAACUACGGCAAAGGAUCAGUGACCUCCACAGUGAACUAGAGUCAACUCCGCCUGGGUCUGCUCUUCCGCUUACUACAACAACCUUCCUCCCAUUGACUCCCACCCCUCCUACACUUCCUUGCCGUGUCAAGGAGGAACUCUGCCCAAGCUCAUUGCCAAGCCCAAAUAGCCAACCUGCAAGGGUUGAAGUCAGGGUAAGAGAAGGGAGAGCUGUAAACAUUCACAUGUUUUGUGCCCGGAGACCAGGUCUCUUGCUCUCCACCAUGAAGGCACUUGAUAGGCUUGGGCUGGACAUCCAGCAGGCCGUCAUCAGCUGUUUUAAUGGAUUUGCUCUGGAUGUCUUCCAAGCUGAGCAAUGCAAGGAUGGCCUGGAUGUGCUGCCUGAGGAUAUCAAGGCGGUUCUUUUGGAUUCAGCAGGCUUUCAUGGUAUGAUGUAGUUUGUUUCCAAUCCCAACUGAUGUACUUCUUGAACAUUCAAAGAGUUGCAGGAAAAGCAGUAACUGUAGUUGUUCUCCAAGAGAUCUGCCAAUGCGUUUACUAAGCCAAUUCUACUAGCGUUUAAUGGGCUUGGUGGUUGGUCUUUGUUAUUGGGUUUCGACCUUAAGCAGGCAUUGCAGCAAAGAACAUAUUGUUUACUGCAAUUUUAGUGUUUAAUAAAACCUCCUUUAUAA
Messenger RNA from Telopea speciosissima, 1928 nucleotides. Its product is annotated as transcription factor ICE1-like. NCBI's taxonomy places the organism in Eukaryota, Viridiplantae, Streptophyta, Magnoliopsida, Proteales, Proteaceae. Gene Ontology annotation, molecular function: DNA-binding transcription factor activity; protein dimerization activity; sequence-specific DNA binding. The coding region runs from base 51 to 1694 and encodes 547 amino acids. Gene Ontology annotation, biological process: regulation of DNA-templated transcription. The record is from RefSeq and is a predicted model, not a curated record. Gene Ontology annotation, cellular component: nucleus. The transcript has 4 exons.